Molecule: messenger RNA, 1143 nt
Organism: Trypanosoma brucei brucei TREU927
Lineage: Eukaryota; Euglenozoa; Kinetoplastea; Trypanosomatida; Trypanosomatidae
Exons: 1
Coding region: 1-1143 (380 amino acids)
Source: RefSeq, a predicted model, not a curated record
AUGAAUCAGAAGAUUCUCCUAGCGGAAGCCCUCAAUAUCCUGCAAAGGACGCGGGCUUCUGAAUUGGAAGUGGACUGUAGACAGCAACAGGUAGUUGGAAAUAAUAAGCUCCGCAGUGAGCUUUCCAACCUGUGCAGUCUGUAUGAGAGGGUUGGAAACGACUAUCUUCUUGGCGCUGAAAUAAUCAACCAUGUGCGUCGCACCGUCAUGGGGAAUGAUGACGUGAAUAGCCGUCGCCUAACGGCCUUCUGCGAGGGAAAAAUGGAAGAAUGUAUGGAUCGGUGUGAAGUUGUCAGGGCCAAAAAGGAUAACAUUCUUCUCCCUUUAACCCAGAUGGGUCAACAUGCACCGAAGGAGGGAUUUGACCUUGGGGAUCCGGUACUUUUGGCUAAUGGCAAUUCCUUUACAAUCAAGCGUAGUAAACCGUUUGAACGCACGGUAGUGCUUAGGGAUGGAUCCUACGUUUUUUGGAUUAAAAACCUCGACUCCUAUAGCAUUGCGGCCCCAAAGGUUGCUGUUCUGUUAGAAUUUAGUACCACACUGGGUACGACUCGACGUGUGCAGAAGGUUGUUCCUUGCCAGUGUGGAUGGAAACACGUUAUUGGCGUCAUACAGCCGGUGACGACGCGUGUGGUGGUAAGCAGUGAUGCGGUUGUGCGGGAUUCACACGUGGAGGUUGCGCUGUAUAGCCUCAAAGAAGCGCCUGUGCAACCAGAUGAAAAGAAGGAGUUGAAAUUAUCAGAGGUGUCAUCGGUCGCUGGCUUAGCAAAGGUUCAAGGGGUUGCCGACAACGGUGUUGCAGCUCUCACAGAGCAGAAGGUUCCCAACAGAACGUUGCCCACAGGACCGGAAGACAGGAUAAACACCAAAAGUGAGAAGGAUAUCACGGAAGAGUUACAGUCCCUGAAGGUGCCUCACGUUUCUUCAAAGGAGUCAUCCGCGCUGGUUCCUCCGCGUCCUGCCCAAGAGAUCCCUCAAAACAUGAACUGCGUCCAGCGUCUGCAACAGUUGCAGGAGUGUCUUAACGCAUGGCCCAAGGACGGGGUGAUGGCAGUGACACUGGGGAGAGAGCAGCGACACAUCAUCCGGAGUCUCUAUGCGCUCCCGUCUCCCGUUGAAAUUGACGAGGGCGACGAAACAUGA